Molecule: messenger RNA, 4161 nt
Organism: Penicillium expansum
Lineage: Eukaryota; Fungi; Ascomycota; Eurotiomycetes; Eurotiales; Aspergillaceae
Product: ABC transporter, integral membrane type 1
Exons: 3
Coding region: 1-4161 (1386 amino acids)
Biological process (GO): transmembrane transport
Cellular component (GO): membrane
Molecular function (GO): ABC-type transporter activity; ATP binding; ATP hydrolysis activity
Source: RefSeq, a predicted model, not a curated record
AUGUCCGGACUUGUCAUUCGUGACCUGUCAAAUGGUUCCUUUCUGCCAGUCACUCGGCCUAGCUUGGAUUCGUUUGGCUCUGCUACUUCUAUCAACUUUGACUUUACGCCACUUUUCGAAGACACUAUUCUCUCUUUACUACCAUCGGCUCUUCUCUUACUGAGCCUACCAUACCGCAUCAUAAGCCUCUAUGGCCAGCGGCCAAAAGUAUCCCCGGGGGGAUUUUUGCGCGAGAGUAAAUCAGUCUUCUUGGCCAUGUUUGCCGCAAUCCAUAUGGCGCUGUUGAUCCUACGUGUUUUGAAUUCAUCGCUACGCACGUCUGCUACUAUCGCCGAGUCUGCACUGGCUUUUAUCGCCAGUCUAGGUUUAUGUCUGCUUUCGCGGCUCGAGCAUUUACGUUCUAUUCGCCCAUCACCCAUUAUUAACGGUUACAUCCUCAUCACUCUAAUAUUCGACAUUGCUCGCCUGCGAACGCUAUUCCUUGCUUCGAACAACAGAUCCAUUGCCGGGAUAUUUUCCAGCAUGAUAGGCAUCAAGGUGAUGGUUCUUCUUACUGAAGCAGUCGAAAAGCGAAAGCUGCUAUUAGGACCAUAUCGUGAUUUGUCGCCCGAAGAAACAAGCGGCAUUUACAGUAAAUCGUUUUUCUUCUGGCUCAACCAACUCAUGACAUCUGUAUUCCAGCGUGUUCUUCAAAAUCACGAUCUGUAUCCGAUCGAUAGUGAAAUGUCCUCCACGGUUCUCCAACAGCGAAUGAAGAAUGCGUGGAGUGCUGCAACACAACAUAAACCAAGAGCUUUUUUCUGGGCAGUGUUACGUGCGAAUACAAAGCCAUUGCUUUUUUGUGUCGUUCCGCGUUUGUUGCAAAUGGGCUUUAGAUAUGCUCAGCCUUUCCUGCUCACGCGCACGAUUGCUUUCGCAAACGACCAGGGCCAGCCGGACAGCAUUGGCUGGGGCCUCACAGGCGCCUUUUUUAUAGUACUUCUUGGUGUCGCGGUUUCGAAUGGCGUCUUCUACCACAUGACAUUUCGCUUCGUGACAAGCGUCCGUGGUAGUUUGGUGAGCAUUAUUUAUUCCAAAACGCUCGAUCUCAGCGUCACAGCCCUCGAUGAAUCAGUUGCAGUGACUCUGAUGUCUAGUGAUGUUCAAGCCAUUUGUGAUGGUUUCCAAUUGAUCAAUGAUCUCUGGGGAGUACCCCUUGAGCUAGUCAUUGUUAUCUAUCUCUUGACUCGCCAACUGGGAAUCGUGGCGCUCGUGCCAGCUAUUCUAUCACUUAUAUCCACAGUCGCUAUUAUUUCCAUGGCAAAAUCCAUGAGACGUGCCCAAAGAAUAUGGAUGAAGAGCAUUCAAACUCGAGUUGAUGUCACGUCCACUAUUUUGGGGUCUAUGAAAUCUGUCAAGAUGCUUGGCUUCACUGAUUGGCUUGUGGGUAUUGUCCAAGGGCUGAGGGUGAGUGAGCUUCAGGAGGCAGAGCUCUUUCGUAGGUUGCUUGUUUUGCGUGUCUUUCUUGCAAACAGUCUCAGAUUUCUUGCUCCACCCUUGACGUUCGCUAUCUUUGCAACUAUUCCGCAAAAGGGUCAUUCUUUGAACGUGAAUUCGGUUUACACGACCUUAUCCCUGAUUUCGCUUUUGGCUGGGCCUAUUAAUACAUUCAUACGAGCUAUUCCCGCUAUGAACACUGCUCUAGCAUCUUUCAAUCGCGUCCAAAAGUUCCUUCAGUCAGAGGGUAGACGUGAUCAUCGCAUGAAUUUGGAAGAUUCUUCACCCACAACACAACGGAUUCAGCCAAGCUUGGAAGGGCUAGAACUCUCAGAUCUCUGUCCAUUGAGGCAAAGCUCAGUAUCGGAAGUAAUUACCGCCCGAGACGUGAGCUUCGCAUGGGGCAACCAUGCAGCUUUCGCGGUCCACGAUAUCAAUUUGACCGUUCAAAAAGGACAAUUUUGUUUUAUUAUUGGCUCAACAGGAUGUGGUAAGAGCACUCUCAUGAAAGGAAUUCUGGGAGAAACACCAUCAACACAAGGGUUUCUAUAUACGAAAUACCGAGAUACAGCAUUCGUAGAUCAAACACCCUGGAUCCGCAACACUUCAUUCAGGGACAAUAUCCUGGGUGUCUCGAAUUAUACGGAGACAUGGUAUCGUGAGGUUGUCAGCGCCUGUGGAUUGGAUCAGGAUGUUGCAAACCUCCCAAAUGGCCACUGUACGACGGUGUUGCUAUCUACGCACGCCGUGCACCGACUUUCUUAUGCGGAUCAUAUUGUGGCUAUGAAAGGCGAUGGCUCUAUUGCAGAGCAGGGCACCCUGGAAGAGCUUAAAGCCAGCGGUGGCUAUCUAGCCCACUUGAAAGCACAGUACAAAUCACAGGCAAAUGACAAAGUGAACCCCCAACAACAAGAGGCUACAAACCCCGUACUCGAUAGCUCCGAUCAAAGAAACCAUGAUGCCAUGGAAGGAGAAUUGACCAGGCAAAAUGGAGACUUUUCUCUUUACUUAUAUUACUUUGGCUCUGUGCAUUGGGCAUCCAGUGCUUUUUGGAUGACGUUCUUUGUCCUUGAAGGAGUGUCACCAAAGCUGAGCGAAUUGCUAGUCAAAUCUUGGGUGAGCGCAUUGGCAACACAUGGUAGUGCUGUGAACCCCUUCUACCUAGGUCUAUACGCCUUGGUGUCAAUAAUAACGGCCUUCGCGCUUGUGGGUGGAUCCUACCAUUUAUUCAUGUUCUUUGCGCCCAAAAGCGCUGAAACUCUACACAAGCGUCUUCUAAAUUCGGUUAUGCAUGCACCCUUGUCUUUUUUCACUUCAGUUGAUACUGGCACCACUAUGAACAGAUUCAGCCAAGAUAUGACCUUAUUUGAUCAUGAUUUACCUUACUCAGCGCUCGAUUUUAUAUUCUCUCUAUCAGGUGGACUCAUGUCCGCUAUCAUGAUGUGUAUAUCUGCUCGAUACUUUGCCGCUGUGGUACCACCGUUUUUCCUGUUUUUGUGGAUGCUGCAGAAGUUCUACCUGCGCACAUCACGCCAAAUGCGCCUUCUAGACCUCGAGGCAAAAUCGCCGCUAUUCUCCCAAUUUAUUGAGAGCCUAUCAGGCCUAGUGACAAUCCGUGCCUUCGGCUGGGCGUCUGCAUUCGAAGACCAGAAUCUAGCCUUACUUGACGCGUCGCAGAAACCAUUUUAUUUGCUUUUCUGUAUUCAGAGAUGGCUGGAACUAGCACUGGAUCUGUCUGUGGCUAUCCUCGGUGCUAUUCUGAUGGCUCUCGUCGUCAAGUUGCGAAGUGCGGUUGGCACUGGAUAUGUCGGUCUCGCCAUUCUUAAUGUCAUCACUUUCAGCCAGUCACUUUCACAGAUUCUACGAAAUUGGGCAGAGCUUGAGACUUCCCUCGGGGCUAUCGCUCGAAUUCGAGACUUUGUUACUCAUACCGCCUCGGAAAACCAGCCAGCCGAGAACGAAGGACUCCAGGCUAUGAACUUUGAUUUGUCCUCCUGGCCAUCUAAGGGUGCAAUCGAGUUUCAGAAUGUCUACGCAUCUUACAAGGCAGGGGAGGAUCAACCACACGUACUUCGCAAUCUGAACCUACUGAUCCAACCUGGUGAAAAGAUCGGGAUAUGUGGUCGCAGUGGCAGCGGCAAAAGCUCGCUUCUAGCAACCCUGUUCCGACUGCUGGAAAUCGAGUCACAAAGUCGGAUUCUGAUUGACGGUGUGGAUAUCGCACACAUCCCACGGCAGAUUACACGUGCAGCUCUUAAUGCCAUUCCACAGGAGCCUUUUUUCACACACGGUACUGUUCGUGCCAAUAUUGAUCCAUCCAAUGUCAACAGCCUUCAGGAGAUUGAGCGCGCUCUUCGUCGCGUUGAACUGUGGGAUAUUGUUGAGAGGAAAGGCGGAUUCAACGCCCCCCUAGAUGCCAAUUUUUUCUCUCAUGGUCAAAGACAACUCUUUUGUCUUGCACGAGCCCUUUUGCGCAAAAGUAAAAUCGUGAUUCUCGACGAAAUGUCAAGUAAUGUGGAUAUUGUUUCCGACGCGUUGAUGCAACGAGUUGUUCGUGAAGAUUUUGCGGACUGCACGAUCUUGGCUGUUGCUCAUCGACUCGAGACCAUCCUUGACUUUGACCGCAUCGCUAUGAUACAGAAUGGCGAGCUGAUUGAAUUUGAUACACCAGAGGUACUUCUUUAA